Cynocephalus volans (Philippine flying lemur) is the source of this 3146-nucleotide messenger RNA. RefSeq names its product cell division cycle 23 (gene CDC23). Gene Ontology annotation, biological process: cell division; positive regulation of mitotic metaphase/anaphase transition; anaphase-promoting complex-dependent catabolic process. The transcript has 16 exons. The coding region runs from base 2 to 1795 and encodes 597 amino acids. Gene Ontology annotation, molecular function: protein binding. Lineage: Eukaryota; Metazoa; Chordata; Mammalia; Dermoptera; Cynocephalidae. The record is from RefSeq and is a predicted model, not a curated record. Gene Ontology annotation, cellular component: anaphase-promoting complex.
AAUGGCUGCGAGUACCUCUGUAGUCCCGGUACCUGUGACGGCGGCCGCGGUGCCGGUUCUGUCCACGAACGGCGAUUUCUCAGAUUUGCGUGAAAUUAAAAAGCAGCUGCUGCUUAUCGCGGGCCUUACCCGGGAGCGGGGCCUCUUGCACAGUAGCAAAUGGUCCGCGGAGUUGGCCUUCUCUCUUCCCGCGUUGCCUCUGGCCGAGUUGCAGCCGCCGCCGCCUAUUACAGAGGAGGAUGCCCAGGAUAUGGAUGCUUACACCCUGGCCAAGGCCUACUUUGAUGUUAAAGAGUAUGAUCGGGCUGCUCAUUUUCUGCAUGGCUGCAAUAGCAAGAAAGCCUAUUUCCUGUACAUGUAUUCCAGAUAUCUGUCUGGAGAAAAAAAGAAGGACGAUGAAACAGUUGAUAGCCUAGGCCCCCUGGAGAAAGGACAAGUAAAAAAUGAGGCUCUGAGAGAAUUGAGAGUGGAGCUCAGCAAAAAACACCAAGCUCGGGAACUUGAUGGAUUUGGCCUUUAUCUGUACGGUGUGGUGCUUCGAAAACUGGACUUGGUGAAAGAGGCCAUUGAUGUGUUUGUGGAGGCUACUCAUGUUUUGCCUUUGCAUUGGGGAGCCUGGUUAGAACUCUGUAACCUGAUCACAGACAAAGAGAUGCUCAAGUUCCUGUCUUUACCAGACACCUGGAUGAAAGAGUUUUUCCUGGCUCAUAUAUACACAGAGUUGCAAUUGAUAGAGGAGGCCCUGCAAAAAUAUCAGAAUCUCAUUGAUGUGGGCUUCUCUAAGAGCUCAUAUAUUGUUUCCCAAAUUGCAGUUGCCUAUCACAAUAUCAGAGAUAUUGACAAAGCCCUCUCCAUUUUUAAUGAGCUAAGGAAACAAGACCCUUACAGGAUUGAAAAUAUGGACACAUUCUCCAACCUUCUUUAUGUCAGAAGCAUGAAAUCUGAGUUGAGUUAUCUGGCUCAUAACCUCUGUGAGAUUGAUAAAUAUCGCGUAGAAACUUGCUGUGUAAUUGGCAAUUAUUAUAGUUUACGUUCUCAACAUGAGAAAGCAGCCUUAUAUUUCCAGAGAGCCCUGAAAUUGAAUCCUCGAUAUCUUGGGGCCUGGACACUGAUGGGACAUGAGUACAUGGAAAUGAAGAACACAUCUGCUGCUAUCCAGGCUUAUAGACAUGCCAUUGAGGUCAACAAGCGGGACUACAGAGCUUGGUAUGGCCUUGGGCAGACCUAUGAAAUCCUGAAGAUGCCAUUUUACUGUCUUUAUUAUUAUAGACGGGCCCACCAGCUUCGGCCCAAUGAUUCUCGUAUGCUGGUUGCUUUAGGAGAAUGUUAUGAAAAACUCAAUCAACUAGUGGAAGCCAAAAAGUGUUAUUGGAGAGCUUACGCCGUGGGAGAUGUGGAGAAAAUGGCUCUGGUGAAACUGGCAAAGCUUCAUGAACAAUUGACUGAGUCAGAACAGGCUGCCCAGUGUUACAUCAAGUAUAUCCAAGAUAUCUAUUCCUGUGGGGAAAUAGUGGAACACCUGGAGGAAAGCACUGCUUUCCGCUAUCUGGCUCAGUACUAUUUUAAGUGCAAGCUGUGGGAUGAAGCGUCAACUUGUGCCCAAAAGUGUUGUGCAUUCAAUGAUACCCGGGAAGAAGGUAAGGCCUUGCUCCGGCAAAUCCUACAGCUUCGGAACCAAGGCGAGACUCCCACCACCGAGAUUCCUGCUCCCUUUUUCCUCCCUGCUUCACUCUCUGCUAACAACACUCCCACACGCAGAGUUUCUCCACUCAAUUUGUCUUCUGUCACACCGUAGUUGGUUACUUUCAAGGCAGCACAUUACUAGAUUCAUAUUAAGCCUUACCUCUAUGUCAAGAACGGCCACAUGUCUUCUUCCAAGGACCUCAGCUCGUUUCUAUAGAUGGAAACAGCUCCUGGGGGACAGUUUAUAUAAUCACCUCCAGAGGCAGACUGACAGAAUACUGGCAGGAAUAGACAUUGUCUUUUGCCAGUUAGAAGCACUUCUAUCUCCCUUCUGUUCAGAGUGGCUAUAGAUCUUGGCCUUCUUCCCAGAGACAUUUACCCCUGCCCCGCCCUGCCAAAAAAAAAAAGAAGCAUCCCUUUACAGCACUUUAGCAUAGGCAGUGCUACAGGAACCAAGUUUUAAUGCUGCUGGGAAUGGGAGAGAAGCAAGGAAAGGAGAAAAGCUUGCCACUCUACCCUCUGCUAGCAGUAGGGGCACUAAGUAUUCUAGGAAGAGGUCAGGGCACUGGAUAGAAAUGACCUCAUUUUGGAUUUGCUGAGCAUGGCUCCAAUGCUGAUGUCAGAGAUUAGGUUUAAAUGGAGUGGAGCUAUACAUUUGUUCUUACUCUAGGGAGACAUUCUUCUAAAACAGUUUUGAGAGGGAGUCUUUUAAAAGCUUUCAAAUUUCAAUUUGGAAGUAACAUACUAUAGUUGAAUUAUAGAAGGGCAAAAAGAAUCUCAGUGAGUGUAGAACUGCUGAAGGCCUUUAAUGAAGGAAAUUAAAAAAAGCUGGCUAUAGUGAUAGCUGUACCCCUAACCAAAGCAAAGCGAGGAAACAGGAUUAUAGAUAAUCCUGUUCAUGGACAUUUGGAAAUAACUUUUGUGACUAUAUGGAGAAGAAUAAACUCACUUUAAGCCGGUCUGUUUUAAUAAACUUUUAAUGUAAUUGUGUGCUCCCCUUCCCCCAUCUCCAACAAAAUUCUUUUUUUUCUCCUUUGUCUAGACAAGGUAAAGGGAACCAUUCUUGUGGUGCUCUUAGAGAGUUUCAGGCCUGUGCUUUUGUGUUCAGUAGGAGGUAAUAACGCUAUAGUGUCUGCUGUAAUGAAUUUGUACAGUGGAUGCUAUAGGUCAUUCUGAACUCUGGGUCUAGCCUUCAUUUUUGUUCCUAGAACACGUUUGUUACCUAUUCACUUUCAAAUAUAUAACACUUUACUUUAUAUUAAAGAAUGUUUAGAAUAACUAAUUGUGCUUAAUUUUUUUAACCUUCUUAGGCUAGCUGUAUACUAGUUACUGGUCUCCACUGCCAUUUCUGUACAUGAUUCCCAUAAGCCAGAAUGUUGUUUGAUUCUCAUAUUUUCUGCCCCCUUUAUAAUUUGUUUUAAUGACUUUGCUAAAUAUGGAACUCAAUAAAAAUGUGAAUAAUA